Molecule: messenger RNA, 807 nt
Organism: Monoraphidium neglectum
Lineage: Eukaryota; Viridiplantae; Chlorophyta; Chlorophyceae; Sphaeropleales; Selenastraceae
Exons: 2
Coding region: 1-807 (268 amino acids)
Source: RefSeq, a predicted model, not a curated record
AUGAAUCUGACGUGGCCGUCGCACCGGAUUGCUACAAAUGUGUGUGCGUCGGCAUCGGCGUCGGCGCCGGCCCGCCGCGGGGGCGCGCGGCGCGCGGCCAAGCCACUGGCUGCCUCCAAGUGGAAGGCGGACUUUGACUUUGACUGGGCGCAGGCUGAGGAGGAGCCCAGCGACAGGAGCGUGACCCCCAGCGAUGACGAGGACGCCCCACACAAGAGCGAGGAGCGGGAGGAGGAGGAGGAGGCGGUGCAGCCGGCCAAGAAGCCGCGCGGGCGCCCAAAGAAGGCCGCCGCCGCCGCCGCCACUGCCGCCCCGGUACCCCUGGCCAAUGGCGUGGCCCCGGCCGCGGCCAAGGCGGCUGCGUCUAAGGGCAAGGGCGCCAGCGCAAGCGCCGCGGCCAAGGCCGCAACCCCAGCCAAGGUGGCGGCACCCACCCCCGUGCCUGCAAAGGGCGGGAGGGGCAGGCGCAGCAGCGUGGCCGCCGCCACUCCCAAGGAGGAGCCGGCGCCGGCGCCCGCGGCGAGCAAGGGGCGCAGCGGCGCCCAGCCCGCGGCGGCCGUCAAGGCGGCAAAGACAAAGCCAUCGGCAGCGGCCAAAAAGGGGGCAAAAGCAACGCCGACAGCUGCGGCGGCAGCGGGCGGCCGCGGCAAGCGCGGCGCGGCGGCGGCGCCUGCGGCGAAGGCAGCGGCAGCCCCGCCGCCAGCGAAGUCCGGCCGGGGCAAGCGCGGAGCCGUGGCGCCGGCCGCGGCGGAGGCAGAGGCGCCGGCCGCGGCCAACUCCGGUCCCGCCAAGCGGGCGAGGCGGUGA